CAGUUUUAAACAAAGGCAUGAAGAAAGAAGAAACUGAAACCCUAAACAUUACUCGCUCGCAAGCAAAUCCCCAAAUAUCAAGAUGUUUGGUCUCCGUGGAAUCGUUUCUGAUAUCGCUCUCCACCUUCGUCAAAACCUAUCGCAUCGGGGAGUGCGUGUACAGAAUAUAAACAUUGGAGGUGGUGUUGGAGGGGAGAUACCAGAUAACAAGCGCCUUGAGUAUGCUCUUCAGCAUAUUCAUGGAAUUGGUCGUUCCAAAGCUCACCACAUUGUGUGUGAGCUUGGAGUUGAGAACAAGUAUGUCAAGGACCUUAGCAAAAGAGAACUAUAUUCUAUUCGCGAAUUACUUUCCAAGUACUUGAUUGGAAAUGAUUUGAAAAAAAUGGUUGAGAAAGAUGUGGGAAGGUUGGUUACCGUUCAGUGCUACAGAGGGAUCAGGCAUGCCGAUGGUUUACCCUGUCGAGGACAGCGAACUCAUACAAAUGCCCGCACCAGGAGGAGUAGGCGUACCUAUGGGGGAUCAAGAUAAGUACUGUUAAGGAAACAGAUGAGUUGUGUUUCUACUCAGCUAUGAGCUAAUCAAAUAAGUUUUGUUAGACACUUAGUUACUUUAAGCCAAAUCAAUAUUGAACUUUGCAGUUUCAUUUACCUUUGGCAUGUUUAUCUUUGCUUUACAAGAAUACUCGUUUUUUUUGUCUCAUCCCAUAUGGUCUUAUUUUUCUUCUUUAUGAGUUUCUUAUCUUAGUUGAUUAGUAGUAGUUAACAUGCUUUUUUAAUUGAAUUCUUUUUA
Molecule: messenger RNA, 790 nt
Organism: Gastrolobium bilobum
Lineage: Eukaryota; Viridiplantae; Streptophyta; Magnoliopsida; Fabales; Fabaceae
Product: small ribosomal subunit protein uS13m-like
Exons: 3
Coding region: 83-529 (148 amino acids)
Biological process (GO): translation
Cellular component (GO): small ribosomal subunit; mitochondrion; ribosome
Molecular function (GO): structural constituent of ribosome; RNA binding
Source: RefSeq, a predicted model, not a curated record